Molecule: messenger RNA, 3942 nt
Organism: Peronospora matthiolae
Lineage: Eukaryota; Oomycota; Peronosporomycetes; Peronosporales; Peronosporaceae
Source: the annotation of a GenBank genome assembly
AUGGACGCCUCCUCCCUCCGCAUCUCCAAGUUCGAUGGAACUAACUUCCACGCCUGGAAGUUCAAGAUGCAGAUGGUGCUGGAGGAACGGGACCUAUGGGAGGUCGUCAGCGGUGAGAUCAAGGCGGAACAGUGCGAGACUCAGUUGGACCAAGCGACGUACAAGAGGAAGUCAAGAAAGGCGAUGGCAGUGAUCUGUCUAGCCAUGGAAGAUUCCCAGCUACCGUUGGUCCGGUCGGCAAGUGGUGCAUGCGACGCAUGGUCAAGGUUGGAAGACCACUUCGAGAAGAAGAGUCUUGCCAACAAGCUGUUCUUGCGCCGUCGCUUCUUCACGACAAUGAUGGAAGAAGGCGACGAUGUGCUCGAACACAUCAACAAGCUCAAGACGCUGGCGGAACAGCUAGAAGCGGUGGGGGCUCCAGUCUGCGAGGACGAUCUGGUGAUCACACUUCUCGGCAGCCUGAGUGACUCGUAUCAAUUCUUGAUCACAGCUUUGGAGUCGCGCUCAGACACUCUUAGCUGGGAGCUCGUGACGUCUCGACUGCUUCAUGAAGAAAUGAAGCGGAAGGAGCAAGGAAGUAAAGGUGGUGAAGCUUCGCAAGGUCAAGCGUUCAUCACAAGGGACAAUCAGCGCAAAGGGCGACCACGUGCUCAAGACAGCGGCGACCGCUAUCGAUCACAACGUGCAAACGUCGCUCAAGAAGAAGACUCGGGCGACUACCUCUUUUCGAUCGGUGAAACGACAUCUGCGAAAUCGAGCGACAUCUGGCUGGUCGACUCCGGGGCGACGCAGCACAUGACGUGCUCCAAGAAGUUCAUGCGGAACUACAAGGGGUUUGACGCUGUGGAUGUCCAUCUCGCGGAUGAUGGAAUCGUCCAAGCAAUCGGCAGUGGGGACAUUGUCAUGUCGAUGAAGACACCCCAAGGGAUGAAGAAAGGUGUGCUCACAAACGUGUGGCACAUCCCAAAGUUAUCCAGAAACCUGUUCUCGGUCGGCCGCUUCACCAAGGAUGUCGGCCCAGUGACGUUCACGAAGGAUGGGUGCUAUGGAGAGGCGAAAGGGACCAAGUGGAAAAUUGGUGCCCGUGAAGGUAAAGGACUGUUCAAGCUGCAAAUGACUCCAGUGGCGCCGGAACAAGCAAAUGCAGCCAAGUCGUCGGGAUGUCAAGGGGGCACCAAGUCGUACCUCUGGCACCUUCGGCUUGGCCACAUAGGUCACGAUGGACUCAAUUGCAUCGUGACGAAGAACAUUGGAAUUGGCAUCGACAUAUCUUCGGUGAAGAAGUGGGACGUGUGUGAAGGUUGUGCUCUGGGAAAACAGACUCGAGUGCGCUUCCAAUCAAACACUACAGCUCGCACCUCCAAACUCCUCGAAGUGAUUCACAGCGACGUAUGCGGACCGAUGUCGAUGGCAACUUUCAGUGGAAAACGGUACUUCGUGACAUUCAUUGAUGACAAGUCAAGAUACUGUGUCGUCUAUCUGCUCAAGAGCAAAUCUGAAGUUGCGGCGAAGUUCAUGGAAUACGCUGCGAUGGCCGAAACGCAAACCGGAAAGCGCGUGAAGUACCUUCAAAGCGACAAUGGGGGUGAAUACAAGUCCGACAAGCUGGCACGAUUCUGCGCGGAACGGGGAAUACAACAAAGGUUCACACCCCCAUAUACUCCUCAGCUAAACGGAGUAGCUGAGAGAAUGAAUCGCACGCUGGUCGAGUGUGCGCGUUGCAUGAUGGAACACGCUGGACUGGGAAAGAGCUACUGGGGUGAAGCAGUGAUGACGGCGAUGUUUCUUCGAAACCGCUGUCCAACACGUGCCAUUCACCAAGACAAGUCUCCAUAUCAAGUGUGGACGAUGAAGAAACCGAUUCUGGCCAACCUUAAAGUGUUUGGAUGCCACGCGUAUGUUCAAGUGCCUCAAGACAAACGCGCGAAGUUCGACUCCAAGUCAUCACUCUGUCGUUUCCUGGGAUACGUCGAACACCAGAAGUCAUAUCGAUUUGAGGAAGUGUCAACAGGAGCGAUCAAGAUCAGUCGCGAUGCCACAUUCAUGGAAGACAAGUUUGAUGAAGGUCCGCGCAACUACAACGAUGAGUCAAGUGUCGUUGAGUUUGAUGAUCAUGAUGAGGACGAAGAAAAAGAAGAAGGUAAAACUGACGACGACAUGGACUCGAGCGACGAUGACAACGAAGACACCAGGUCUUCGAAGAGCAACAUCAAGAGACACACGCGCACUCAAUCACUUGAGAAAGCUACCGUCAUUCCAAGUCCCAAGCGAAGAACAUACAGAGGUCCGUCGCUUGAGCAUGUUGGGGAAACGCCGACUACAUUCAAGUCGGCGAUGGAAUCAAGCGACUCCGGCAAGUGGAAAGAAGCGUGUGACUCGGAGUUCGAUUCGCUUCAGAGAAACGACACGUGGGAAAUCGUGCCUCUUCCGAAAGGUCGCAAGGCCAUCGGGUGCCGAUGGGUUUUUCGUGUAAAGGAGAAUCAAGAUGGCGAAGUUGAACGUUUCAAGGCAAGACUUGUGGCCAAAGGAUUCUCACAGAAAUUCGGAGUUGACUAUGAAGAAACUUUCGCACCGGUGGCCAAGUUCACAUCGAUUCGUGUGGUGCUCAGUAUGGCGGCUAAGUACGGCCUAAUGCUACAUCAGAUGGACGUCAAGACAGCGUUUCUUAACGGCUCCCUCAACGAAGACAUCUACAUGGACCAGCCGGACGGAUACCUGGAUGCAACACAGCCGGACUAUGUGUGCAAGCUAAAGAGAUCACUCUACGGCUUGAAGCAAUCGCCUCGCAUGUGGAACCAAACAAUCGAUGGGUUCAUGAUCAAGAUGGGAUUCAAGAAGUGCGAAUCGGACCACUGCAUCUACAUCAAGCGAGACGACCAAGACAUGAUUCUCGUGGUGCUCUACGUCGAUGAUCUCAUCCUGGCCAGCAGCAACAACGAACUCCUCAAGUCAACCAAGAUGGCGCUGAGAAAACGCUUCGAAAUGACGGAUCUCGGUGAGCUCGAUUACUUUCUCGGCAUGGAGAUCAAGAACGACCGUAAGACGGGAAUGGUGACUGUACAACAAACCAAGUUUCUCAAGUCCGUGUUAACCAAGUUCGGAAUGGAUAACAGCAAGCACGAAGACACCAUGUGCAACGUGCCAUAUCGAAGUGCUGUCGGAGGCAUCAUGUAUCUCAUGGUCGCCACACGUCCGGAUCUAGCUGCUGCAGUGGGAUCAUUAUCCCAGUUCUCGUCCGACCCAUGCCCGACUCACUGGCAAGCUUUGAAGCGUGUGCUGAGAUACCUGCAAGCAACGCCCAAUCAUGGUCUUGAGUUUACACGUGAAGAAGGAAGCCGUAUCUGCGGGUACACCGACGCAGACUGGGCCGGCGACAUUGAGUCAAGACGAAGUACAAGCGGCUAUGUGUUCAUGAUGAGCGGAGGAUGCAUCAGCUGGAAAAGACAGAAACAACGGACGGUCGCGCUAUCUUCAACAAAAGCAGAAUACAUGGCGCUUUCCGAAGCAACCAAAGAAGCAGUAUGGCUCAAAGUGCUUUUGGGGGAACUUGGUGAGAUGACAAGCGACGAAGCGAUCAAGAUGUAUGAAGACAACCAAGGAUCAAUCGCUCUCGCCAAGAACCCGGAGUUCCAUAAGAGAACAAAACACAUCGACAUACGCUACCAUUUUGUGCGUGAGAAGGUGGAAUCAGGUGAAGUCGUUUUGGAUUAUUGCCCGACUCAAGAUAUGCUGGCAGACAUGAUGACCAAGCCGAUCGCCGCUGUACAAUUUGAAAACAUUCGCGAUCGACUUGGGAUCCAAGGUGCCGCAGCUAACGAGUCGAGAGGGAGUGUUGAAAAGACAGCGGCUGUGAAGAAGACACCUCGUCAAGCUGCGUCAAGUGUUGAAGCAAGUGGAAGACCAAGCGUCGCUAUACCGGUGGGUACCGGUAUGUACCAGUAA